Molecule: messenger RNA, 1008 nt
Organism: Saccharomyces cerevisiae S288C
Lineage: Eukaryota; Fungi; Ascomycota; Saccharomycetes; Saccharomycetales; Saccharomycetaceae
Gene: COQ4
Product: ubiquinone biosynthesis protein COQ4
Exons: 1
Coding region: 1-1008 (335 amino acids)
Biological process (GO): ubiquinone biosynthetic process
Cellular component (GO): mitochondrial inner membrane; extrinsic component of mitochondrial inner membrane
Molecular function (GO): 4-hydroxy-3-methoxy-5-polyprenylbenzoate decarboxylase activity; zinc ion binding; carboxy-lyase activity
Source: RefSeq, marked reviewed
AUGUUGAGGUUAUCUUUACUGAGAUCAACAGCUACUUUGCCAGUGAAAUGCCAACGUCGUGGGCUAAUAUUACCUGCGGCGGCAAUGUACACCUUAGGCUCAUUAAUAUUUGGUAAGGAAGCAAGGUUGGCGGAUGCCAUGGAACGUGGUGAGUUACAUAACAAGAACGUUGAUUAUGCGAAAGAAGCUGAAGAGCGUACCGAGUUACGUAUUAGGGCCCUGGCUAAUACUCGGCCAAUGGAACCUCGGUACAACGGCCAUGUUCCCCUUCAUCGGUACGAGAAAUUGCUGCUGUUUGCAAUUUCCGGUUGGAAUUCAUUUUUCCAUCCUGAAGAUGGUUAUAAUAUUGUACAAUUGGGUGAGGCAACUGCAUUGCCGGUCUUCUUGGAGAAUUUGAAGCAAACAAUGUUAAGUGAUUCCUCUGGGAGGCGCAUUUUGAAGGAACAACCCAAUAUCACAACAGAGAUUUUGCAUAUGGACAAACUAGCUAAAUUGCCACAUAACACGUUUGGGUAUGUAUAUUACCAAUGGUUGAAAAGAGAAAACGUUUCUCCGGACACUAGAGCACCUGUCAAAUUUAUCGACGAUCCUAUGCAUGCAUAUAUCUUUAAGAGGUAUAGACAAUGCCACGAUUUCUAUCACGCUAUAACCAACAUGCCUAUUAUCAUUGAGGGGGAGAUCACCAUAAAGGCUCUUGAAGGUGCCAACCUGGGCGUCCCAAUGGCCAUUCUCGGUGGUAUCCUUGCACCUUUACGUUUGAAAAAGGUGCAAAGAAAAAGAUUAUAUAAUAUAUAUCUCCCUUGGGCUGUCAGAACAGGUUUAAGCUGCAAGCCAUUGAUCAACGUGUAUUGGGAGGAAAUGCUGGAGAAGGAUGUUACUGCUUUGAGGAAAGAGCUAAAGAUAACACUCCCUCCGGAUCUAAGGACAAUGAGGAAGGAGCGUGCAGCCCUUAGGAAGGAGAUUGACGCAAAAUACAACUCACAGAAACGAGCCACGACUCCAGCAUGA